Messenger RNA from Populus euphratica (Euphrates poplar), 1307 nucleotides. Its product is annotated as probable S-adenosylmethionine-dependent methyltransferase At5g37970. Lineage: Eukaryota; Viridiplantae; Streptophyta; Magnoliopsida; Malpighiales; Salicaceae. The record is from RefSeq and is a predicted model, not a curated record. The coding region runs from base 56 to 1150 and encodes 364 amino acids. Gene Ontology annotation, molecular function: methyltransferase activity. The transcript has 3 exons.
UCGCUAUAGCAUAGAACUCAUUACAAGCUAUCACAUUAUCGACAGAGAAUUGAAGAUGGGGGCCAGCGCUACCACAACGCCGGAGUUGUAUGCAAUGAAUGGUGGAGAUGGCAGAUUUAGUUACGCCAAAAACUCCUUUUUGCAGGGACAUAGUGUUAAUGCUUCAAAGGGAAAAAUUGGCGAGGCAAUUGCUGAGAAGCUUGACCUGAAAAUUCUGCUUUCUACCUCAAAGACUAUACGUAUUGUAGAUGCUGGAUGUUCGGUUGGACCAAAUACCUUCUUAGCAAUACAAAAUAUAAUAGAAUCUAUAGAAAGGAAGUAUCAAGCACAAUACCUCAACAUUAAUGAAAAGCCUGAAUUCCAAGUAUUCUUUAACGAUCUAACAUCAAAUGAUUUCAACACGCUGUUCUCCUCUCUCCCUCCCAAUAGGCAAUACUUUGCAGCGGGCGUGCCAGGGUCUUUCCAUGGCCGAUUGUUUCCUGAGGGUUCUAUUCAUUUUUUUUAUUCUUCUAUUGCACUCCAUAUCCUCUCCAAGGCGCCCGAAGAGAUACUAGACAAGAACUCUCCAUCAUGGAACAAGGGGCGGAUUCACUACAUUAAUGCCCCAGAUGAAGUGGUAAAUGCUUAUGCUACCCAAUAUGCUAAGGGCAUAGAGAUCUUUUUAGAUGCUAGAGCAAAAGAGAUGGUGUCUGGAGGGAUGGCAGUGAUGAUCUUCCCAGCCAACCCAACAGGGAUCCCUUAUUCCCAAACAUUUACAGGGGCCAUGUUUGAGCUUUUGAAGUCCAGCUUGCUGGAUUUGGUAAAAGAGGUGAAGAUAAGCGAAGCUCAAGUGGACUCUUUUAACUUGCCAAUGUAUGUACCAUCUCUCGAGGAGAUGAUGGAGCUUGUACAGAAGAAUGGAUGCUUUGACAUUGAAAAAAUGGAGCUGACAAGUCCAGGAGUCCACGCAUCAAUGAGUAACGCCUCCAGCAUGGGGAAGGCAAUCGUGAUGCACGUAAGAGCUGGCAUGGAGAGAAUGCUCAUUCAACACUUUGGAAGUGAAAUAAUUGAUGAAUUGUUUAACCGAUACGCUAAAAAAUUUGAGGAGUUUCCUCACCAUGUGCUGCCAAGCAAGAAAGUUCAACUUUUUGUUGUUUUGAAACGCAAGUGAUGCGUUUUGAAGUCGUUGGACGCUUCCUUUAAAAUUGCUGCUUUUUCAUUGCUUUCAGGAAUAAAGACCAGCUUGACUGAUUCUCAUCAUGUAUUAAGCACAGAAACUUGAGGGGUGUUUUACAAUGUCUGUGAAGGAAAAAAAUGGUUCUGGAUCA